Chiroxiphia lanceolata (lance-tailed manakin) is the source of this 979-nucleotide messenger RNA. Its product is annotated as zinc finger protein 239-like. Lineage: Eukaryota; Metazoa; Chordata; Aves; Passeriformes; Pipridae. The transcript is spliced from 3 exons. The record is from RefSeq and is a predicted model, not a curated record. The annotation marks the transcript as partial.
AGGCUGUGAGGAAGAGGAAGAUGCCUUGGGCCCCCCAGGCAGGCCCCGAGCUGAGGAUGGAGAGCCCGGAGGAUAAAUCCCCUCUUGAGACCCUGGUGGGAGAGGCCGUUUUGAAGGGCUCCCCGGCGCAGGAAGGCAGCGGGGAGGAAAAGGGCCGGAGAUCCCCCCGCAGGAGGGGCUCCAAAGCCAUCCCAGGGUGCUCUGAGGAGGAAAGAGCCAGCCUGUGCUGGGAAGGCGGCCGGAGCUUGAGGGGGAGCUCUGAGCUGGUGGUCCCUGAUCAGCCUCCCAGCAGGGAGAAGCCCUUCAGGUGCUUGGAAUGUGGGAAGAGCUUCAGGACGAGCACCCACCUGAUCCGACACCAGCACAUCCACACUGGUGAAUGGCCCUAUCCGUGUGGGGAAUGUGGGAAGAGCUUCAGGGACAGCUCCAGUCUCCGCACCCACCGUCGCAUCCACACUGGGGAACAGCCCUACACGUGUGGGGAAUGUGGGAAGAGCUUCAACCAAAGCUCCAACCUCCGCACCCACCAGCGAAUUCACACUGGGGAACGUCCCUACAAGUGUGGGGAAUGUGGGAAGAGCUUCAACCAGAGCUCCAGCCUCCGCAUCCACCAGUACAUCCACACCGAGGAAUGGCCCUACAAGUGCUUGGAAUGUGGGAAGAGGUUUCAGACCACCUCAGGUCUCCUCAGGCAUGAGCGGACGCACACGGAUGAGAGGCCCUUCCGCUGCACCGACUGCGGGAAGAGCUUCAGUCGGAACUCCACUCUCAUCAGGCACCGGCGCAUCCACACCGGGGAGAGGCCCUACAAGUGUGGGGAGUGUGGGAAGAGCUUCACUGACAGCUCUGCCUUGACUCAGCACCAACGGACCCACCGGAAGAGCUUCGGCCGUAGGACUGACACGCAGAAAAGGUUUCAAAAGGUCUUCACGAUUUUGAGUAUCUGCACUCCAACAUCAGUUUAUUCUUUUGAAUAUGU